CAUACAGAACGUCAGUUAAUGAGAACUUACCCAGCUGGUAUGAGAAUUGAUUCCUCCAACUUUAAUCCUGUUAUAUUCUGGGCGUUUGGUAUACAAAUGGUGGCCUUAAAUUACCAAACUGAAGAUACAGCAAUGUCGUUAAACACGGCCAUGUUUGAAGGAAAUGGUAAAUCAGGCUACGUGUUGAAACCGACGGUGAUGAGAGACAAGACUCAUAUGAUGUAUAAUCGUUUUAAUCCGUGGGAUAAAGAAUUCGAUGGUCUUCAUGCCACCAUACUUACCUUACAUAUAAUAUCAGGACAAGAUGUGUGUUAUAACCAUACAGCCAGUACACAGAUUGAAGUUGAGAUUAUUGGUAUACCUGUUGACUGUGCUAAACAAAAAACUAAACUAGUCUCCAAAAAUGCUCUUAAUCCUAUCUGGAACGACAUCUUCACAUUUCAGGUUUUAUUUCCCGAUCUUGCCUUUAUUCGAUUUGUUGUCAUAGAUACGAAUACCAACCAUCUUGUAUCACAGAGAAUCAUUCCAUUAAAAUGCCUCAGACCAGGUUAUCGCCAUGUCAGAUUACGGAGUCCGUCCAAUCAGCAUUUAGAGCUGGCUACGUUAUUUAUAUACUCGAAACAUGAAGAAGAAUUACUGGAACCAACCAAUGGGGUUGAUUUAAUUCAUCCAUCACAUGGCAGCGGGAAACGAAUGUCACUAUUUGCCAAGGUCAAGGAGUUGUCAGAGUAUGGAAGAGCUGAAGGAAAAGAGGUCCCUGGUCCUCUUGGUACAAGAUUAAAAAGAAGAAUGUUUUUUAUCAGUGUAUUUGGAGUUACUGCCCCUGAUGAGUAUAUUAUAUUAAAGACGACCCAAGAUACAACAGCUUAUGAUGCCAUUGCUCAGGCAAUGGCUAAAGUUGGUUGGUUAGAGGAGAAAGUAGGAAACUAUGUGUUGGUUGAAGACGUACAGAGUGGUUGGGAGAAGAAAGAUCAGGAGAAGGCCAGCUCCCAGAGAAUACUGGAGAUGACAGAACGUGUUUUACAGGCCCAGAAUAAAUGGAAGGGAGCUGGUAGAUUUAUACUCAGAAAAUUAGGCGAUGAUCCCAGCAGUCGAGCUUGGAUGACCACCAUGUUAAAAGAACAAAAGAGAUUAGAGGAAGAUACGUCUGAUUGGGAAUCAACAGAACAUAUGUUUGUCGUCUGUGUAUAUAACGUAUCCCCUGAUCAACCAUAUACUGUAUUUAAAGCACCUGUAACUAGUACAGCUCAAGAUAUAAUAACACAGGCCAUGAUGAAAGCUCAUCGUACAAAUACACAAGAUCCCCGUGGUUACGUAUUAGUGGAGGAGACAGAGGUCAUAGGUGAAAGUCAUUCGACCCCAGGUCAACCCCGUACCAGUGAUAGAUGUGAAAGUCGUAUUGUCGCAGACGAUGAGAAUGUCUAUCACGCUCAGAAUGAGUGGAAGAUGAAAGGCCGUUUUGUUUUAAUGGAACGAGAAGCAGCCAUGUCCUGCACAGAGGAUAAAGAACGUAGUUGUGAUUGGAAGGGCAAUCUGUCACAUGGUUUGGCAAAAAAAGGGAUGGGAUCCCGUCGUAUACAGAAACACCAAUCAGCAGGUCCUGAAAGAAUGAUUCCAUCACCACAUAUGUCAGGUAAAAUAAACGAAUCUUUUCAGCGAUCCAUCAGUUUCCCGGCUCCAGUAACAAGCUCUUCAAGCGUAGCAUCAGGAAAAUCUUCGCCAAGUCCAAGCAUGGGUGACAAAAGCCCAUUCCGAAUAAAAAAAUUCUCAAAACUUUCCAAUUUUAAGUUGGGUAAAUGAGAGAUUGUUUGAAUCUAUUGUCCGAAUAAUAGUGAUGGUAUUUCUGAGGCUGUGUCAAUCCAGGAUUACGGUACCAAGCCAUGAUGAAGAGAGUGGUGGAAGAACAAUAGGACACAGACCCAAUGUUAAAAAAAAAAAAAAACGAAAGUAGAACUGUUUUGAGUACCAUAAUAGUAUAAUAUUAACCCCUCGUUAUGGGAGGAAACCUAAUCAUCUCUUUAACCACAUAUUUCGACUGAGAUAUUCAGCAAAAAAUGUCCACAGUUUUCUGUAGUUGAACAAUUAAAUGUUGUUGGUUUUUGUUUACUCAUUUUAAAUGGAAUUGUUUAAGAGAUGGGAGUAUUUUAAAAGGGGAAUUCCAUUGCCUUAACUUUGACACAACAGCCAUUAUUGUAUGAUAUGAAAGUUGAUGUUUUUAUUUAAAACUAGAGUGAAGAGAAGAAAGGGGAGGUAAAUCUAGUCUAAUAAUUCUAGUUACUAUAUUUAUAUACCUACAUGUUUUUAUAUUUAACACAAACAGUUGUAAAUAUUUUAUAGUUAAAACUCAUUAUCGUGUACAGGUAUCGUGUUAGGAGCCAUUUAUAAUUCACCAUUGGUGUCGACCAGGACUCUCAUUUUAACCAUGUCCGGCUUGCAUUAAAAAUGUCCGGCUGAAAACUCGAUCUGUUAGAAGGAAUUUUAUGUUUUAUUUUAGAGUCCUGGGAUGUUGGCCUGUAUGCAUGCCCAUUUAAAUGUAGACUUAAUUUAAAACUGGAUCUGUUAGAACUGAGAUGUUGGCCUGUACGCCAUUUUAAAUCUAGACUCAGUUUAAAACUUGAUCUGUUAGAAAGAUUUUAAUGUUUUUUUUUAGAGUUCUGGGAUGUUGGCCUGUACGCCCAUUUAAAUUUAGACUCAAUUUAAAACUUGAUCUGUUAGAAAGAUUUUAAUGUUUUAUUUUAGAGCCCUGCGACGAUAACGAGUAAAGAUGUCUUGUUAACUGUGGGGAUGAAAGAUAUACAGUAUAUAGCUUGAUAUGAAAAUUCAUCUAAUUUUUUUUAAAAAGUUGACUUUUUUCGGCCAACAAUAAUUUAAUUUACAGUAGAUUGUUUAUCAUCAGAAAUAAUUAUUACUUCUUGUGAUAUUAAUUUCACAUUAAUUAAAGUGCUUGGUAUGAUUUUAAAUGUGCAGUUUUGAUAAUUUGAAUGUUGUAGAAGAAAUUUUAGAAUGAUUCUGUCCGUAAUGAUAAAAAAAAGUCAAUCAAUUUAAAUGUGGGUAGAUUUUGUUUCUAAGUUUCAUUACUGUUUUUGAAUGUACAGUUAAACUUGUGUUAAAGACCAAUAUAGAUAAAAGAUAAAAAUGGUCUCUAACUACAGGUAGUUACUUAUAAAAUGACAUGAUUUUAUAAGCAUUUGUUUUUAACACGGAGAGUAUUGUUCAGUUAGUUAUAUAUUUAAAGACCACACUAUAGGAUAGAUAUUGAAUGGUCUUUAACCACAGGUGGUUGCUAGAUACAAGGCAAAAUGAUAAUUUGAUUAUUUGUGAAGUUUUAGCAGUGAUUAGUAUCACCUGUAGUGUAUAAUGAUGUCAUCACUAAAAACAGGGGAGACAACUUAUGAAUAAUAUUUGUAUUGUUAAUUUUGUCGGUGAAAGCCUAUCAUUGUCUGCUUUUACUUUUGAAAUAAAAAAAAGAAAGUAAAAACAGCUUGUAAAUAAUUCCACACACAUUAAUAAUAAUAAUAAUAAUGAGGUGGAAAACUCGCAUAUGUAAUAACAUGUUUAAAAGUAAAUUUUAAUUCCAAUUUUAGGAGUUGUAAAUAAAUAAUUUGAAAAUAAAGUCAUCCAGAUAUUUACUCAAAUUUUUACGUUUUAAUUUUAUGAUGAUGUAAUAAAUGUUUGUUGCUAUAAGAAAAUUUUAUACCUAUUUGAAUAUUGAAUAUUGAAUAUAUUAUAUAAGCUAUUGAAAUGAAUUUAGUUGAAUAAUAUGGAUAAUAUUAAAGUAUAUGUAAUCUACUAUGACAUGUAAAUAUAUGAUAAUAUACUUUGUUACAUAUUUGUUAUUUGUAUUUUUGUAAAAGUAGAACAAAGUAAUACAUUGUUUGUAUUUAUUUCACUUGUUUAUAUUACAGCAUUGAUUGUUUGUUAAUUAUCUUUCACAUUUAAAACUUUAGCCAGCCAGUCCGCCAUUUUGAAUCAGGAACUCGGACGGAAGCAUAUUGCUCUUGUUCGUCUUGAGAGCGACGCUCUUUGAAUAAAAAAAAAACUAAGGCUCCGCCAAUUCCAGUACAAUUGAUGAGAAACAUGACAUGCUCAUUCCUUUAACAAUUGUGCAGCGAUUGAAGGACUUUGAUUUUUGAAAUGAUAUCAUAAUUCCAAGAUGGCUGCGAUGACAUCACACUUGGUUCCUGGUCCAUAGUAUGCUAAUACCUGUUUACAGUACACAUGUUUAAAAUUGAAAUCUAUUGUUAUACGUCAAAUCACAAUAUGCCAGAAUAAAGUGUGUAUAACCGUACACAAUCAAAAGUAACAUUUAUUAAAAAAGGUUUUGGUCCAAACAAAAAUUAAUCUAAUCUUACUUAGGACCAUUUCAAGUUUCCGAUGGUUUAUAUUGAUUAAAAAACGUUUUGGUCCAAUCUGAUUAAAACACAGAUCUUAUUUCGUUUUUGUUUUUUUAUAAUUCAAAAUCCAAAUAUUAUUGAAAUCUAACUUGAGUGAGGAACAUUUUGAAUUAUUAUUGGUGUCACUGAUUUCACAUUUUCAAAUAUAUGUGAAUGAUCUGGCUUUUUGUUCCUUUAAAAUCACCAUAGAUAAAAUUCAAUUAGUGAAGUUGUAAUGUUGAAAAACUCUGAAAUUGUUUUAUAAAUUAAACAACUGAUGAGCGCUUUACUAAAAAUAAAAAAACUAUUAAGCCGAUAUGUGUUUCAAAUUUUUACUAAAAAUAGGCUCUUUACUUAAAAAUAUCAAUGGUAAAAUAACGAUCUAUAUAAAUGUUUUUAAACAAUGUUUCAUUUGUACUUUGUCAAAGAAAAGCUGUCUCAUUUUUCUGCAAUUAUUUCAAAGAAAAAAAAACUAAUUUGAAAUAAGGAAGGUUUGAAUAAGUAUUAUUCCAAUUUGGAAAGAAGCUUUUCAGAUCCAAUAUUACGGUAGUUAAUUUUUCGGACAAAAUGUCUGGCUAAUUUGUACUUAAUGAUUUGGGGGAGGUCAUUUCCAUGUGGAAAACCCAUCUAUCAUGAUUAAUCGCUUAGGGUUAGGGUUUGGGUUACCCACAACUUAUGCUAGAUCUAUCAGAAUUAAUCAGUUAGGGUUAGGGUUUGUGUUAUCUACAACUUAAGCUAGAUCUAUCAGAAUUAAUCAGUUAGGGUUAGGGUUUGGGUUAUCUACAACUUAUGCCUGAUCUAUCAGAAUUAAUUGGUUAGGGUUUGUGUUAUCUACAACUUAUGCCUGAUCUAUCAGAGUUAAUUGGUUAGGGUUUGGGUUCGGGUUACCCACAACUUAUGCUAGAUCAAUCAGAAUAAAUCGGUUAUGCCCCCGUCAGACCAUACAGCGACCAGAAAAUGCACAAGAUCGCCAGCAAACGUGAACACAAAACGCGAAAAUGUCCCAAAAAAUUACAAAAUUGAAAAAAGUUGUGUUCCAGGUCAGAUUGCAGAACCUUGGCGUUUGUUUUGAACAUGCUCGAAACAAAUGCCGUGACUCAGCGAUCAUUGUCGACCAUGGUGACCACAGCAUCAUAGCUGGCGUUUCCAACACGCUUAUGGCAAUUUUAAUGCGUUCUAAAGCCAUUUUCCGUUGUAGCAGCAAAGUAAAGACGUCAUCCUGUUCUGACGGGGGUAUUAGGGUUGGGGUUGGUGUUUGUUAUCCACAACUUAUACCUUGUUGUGUUAAAGGGGGGUUGGAUGGCCGAAUGGUUAACGCAUGCGUUUUGCAUCAUAAGGUCUGCCAUUGAGCCAAGUGUCCCGCUUGUACGUGACAAGGAGUAGGGUCGUCUGACCAACCUUGUAGGUUUUCUCUAGGGUCUCUGGUUUCCUCCCACUGCUAAAGACCCCUACGUAUUAUGUUAGUCCCGAAAUGACCUAGUUUGUGUUGAGUGGUGUUAAACCUCAUUUCUCUCUCUCUCUCUCUCUCUCUCUCUCUGUCUCUCUGAGUGCUUGGUUAAAAUUUUGUAUAAAGAUUUUUCAUGACAGCCAUGAUUGUAGGUUUUAGAUUUUAUCAUCAUUAGUUGCUUGACGAUAGGACGGCCAUGGUUAUAGUCAGCUCCCUAAAGGGUUGCAGUCAUAAUGCGGAAAUUUAGUGCUUGAUGAAUGCAUUUUGUGUUUAAAGGCAUUUUUUGUUUUACCCAGCUGUGUUUUACAAAUAAUAUGGAAUCUAGUUUUCUACUAUAUGUUUUGCACGGUUUAUGAAUACUUUCAUACAUUGUUUAUUUAGGUUUCUUUUUAUGCUGACAAAAGAACAAAUAUAAGCAGAUUAAAGAUUAGAAUUUCUUUUUGUAGGUGAAAUAUUAUGUUUGUUCAUCUAUUAGCAAAAAUGGCCAAAAUUUGAUAUUUAAUUAAAAUUAUGUGUAAUCCUAAUAAAUUUGAUUAUAUUGAUAUUUGUAGAACUUAAAAUGAUCUGUUAAAAAUAAUUAAAAAAAACUACUCAUAUCUGACUCAGUGUCCUUGUUUAGUGGUUACAAACCCCAGAUAUUAUAAUGUAGCCAGUAUUUUGAACAAUACAGAUCUGAUAUUUUUGUUUUUUUAAAAAAAAAACAAUCUUCCAUUUUAAAUAAUUUAAUACUUAACCCUUGUUGGUGCACGAGGGGUCUCCGUGGGCCCCAUGCACAUGUUUUAUAGUGUUUUGUAAUAACUACUGGUCACUGCUUUCUGAAAUUUAGUGACUUUGUCUCCUAUACAUUUUUACACGUAGCAAAGAAUUUGGUAUUCAUCUGCUUCCCACAGAGUUGUGUUACAUGCAAAUCAGGCCCAACGUUUGAAGAGAACAAGGGGUCGAAUCGGACCCCUAACUUACAACUCACAGUAGGGAUUACAGUAGGGAUUUUGCUAAUGUAUUUGCUGCCUAAUACCAUAUUGCGUAUGCCAGAGUAUUCUCUCUUUUAACAUCUGCAUGUUACAAAUACCAAAAAUUAAAUGAUGAAUUUUGUAUCAAGCGUGAAUUGCCAUUUAACCUCUUUAUCACAUAGUACACAAAGUAGCAAUUUUGUGAGAAUUACUAAAUCUUUUCCAAAUGUCACUAAAAUGUUUUUGUAUAAUAAUUUAGUUGUUUCUCAGUUGUCAAAUAUGAAUGCAAAAAAAAACUAAACCGCUGCCUUUUAAUUAAGAUAUAUCUGUACGUAAAAACUUUGACUUAUAACUGGGGUCCAUAUGGACCCCAUGAUACCUCCUACGUGAUUCUCACUACGUGCACCGACAAGGGUUAAAAUAAUACAAGAACGGAAUUAAUAAUAUUUAAAAAGUCUCUUUUAGUGUUUAUAUCAAAAAGUGUGUCAGGACCCUAAACAAAAAUUUCACAGUACUGGGCCCUGUUUCUCGAAAUCUUAACUAAAGAUAAAAUCCAAAUUUUAGUAGAUACUUGAAUUUUGAUUGGCUUAGCACUAAAAUCAAUCUAAUAUUAUCCAAUCAAAUUACUAAAAUUUGGAUUUUAUCUUAGUUAAAAUUUCGUGAAACAGGCCCCUGAGUAGUAACAUCUAUUAGAGCAAUAAGAUUACAGCCAUCUGGUAACAGCUGGGACCUCAAUUUAACCAUGUUCUAAUUCUGCCUGGUCAUAGUAUGUACAAAUUGUUGACAUUUCGAUCUGUGCUCAGGGCUGUAACUAGCUCAAAGUAAAGAGGGGGGCGGGGAGUGUUCUCGGGGGUGCUGUAAAAUUGACGGACAAUGUAUAUCUACGGUCAACAAUUUUUUUGACAAUGGGGGGGGGGCGAAACUUUUUGCUGGGCGCCCGCCCCCCCUAGUUACGGGCUGUCUGUGCUGCUUGGUAAAAUUCUCCCAGUGUAUGACAUUUUUACUACAGUAGAAACAAAUUAGGUAAAUAAAGAUUAUUACGUUUAGCACCUAUUUAAAUAAAUAUUUAGAAUUUUUAGAAAUAAAUAAAUAAAUAACAAAUAUUUAGAAUUUUUAGAAAUAAAGAAAGGCUAUAAGUAAUAAUUUUGCAUGAAAAUAGACUUCCCCAACUUAAAUAUGGAUAGGCGGGUCACAUUAUUUAGUUCCACAUGACAAACAUCUCUGGAUUAAAAUACAAUAUUUCCAGAUUUGUCCCAAUAAUAAAACAGUAUUUAUUUUAAAUUUUUUGCAUUCGAUCAAAAUAUUUAGCUGAUGAAUAUUUGCCAAAAUAAUUUUUAAUUUUUUCAAGUUGUAUCAAAAUAAUUUUGAUAAAUUAUUAUUAUCACAGUAUGUGUUUAUAUUAGAAUUGUUUUCAAUGUUUAUUUUUAUUAUUAUUAUUUUUAUUAUAUAAGAGAUAUAUAUCUAUAUCUAUAGUUUAGUGUUUGUUAUACUGUCCUUAAAUGUGUUCACACUAUUAUUAUUGUUGUUAAUAUUAAAGUUUUAAUAAAUAAAUAAACCAUUGUUUUAUGAUAUACUUGCAUAUUGCAUAUAUAUCUCUAUGACAGUUGAUAUAUUAUAGAAAUGGGUUGUAUAUUUUGUAAAUACUAUCUAAUGAGCACAGAAAAUAACAAACAUAUCAUUAUAAUAAAUGAAAUAUGUUUCAUCUCA
Molecule: messenger RNA, 8477 nt
Organism: Patella vulgata (common limpet)
Lineage: Eukaryota; Metazoa; Mollusca; Gastropoda; Patellidae
Product: 1-phosphatidylinositol 4,5-bisphosphate phosphodiesterase epsilon-1
Exons: 12
Coding region: 19-1800 (593 amino acids)
Biological process (GO): phosphatidylinositol-mediated signaling; lipid metabolic process
Molecular function (GO): phosphatidylinositol-4,5-bisphosphate phospholipase C activity
Source: RefSeq, a predicted model, not a curated record